Messenger RNA from Lampris incognitus (smalleye Pacific opah), 4174 nucleotides. RefSeq names its product zinc finger protein 281-like. Gene Ontology annotation, molecular function: RNA polymerase II cis-regulatory region sequence-specific DNA binding; DNA-binding transcription factor activity, RNA polymerase II-specific. Gene Ontology annotation, biological process: regulation of transcription by RNA polymerase II. Gene Ontology annotation, cellular component: nucleus. Bases 358 to 2895 code for a protein of 845 amino acids. The record is from RefSeq and is a predicted model, not a curated record. The transcript is spliced from 7 exons. Lineage: Eukaryota; Metazoa; Chordata; Actinopteri; Lampriformes; Lampridae.
CACCUUUUUCUUUUUUUUCCUUGUGUGUUGUUGCCCCGCUGGCUGCCCGCCGCUCGCCCUGCACCGUUUGCUGGACGCGCGGCCGCUCGGCUGCCUGUCUGUCUGUCUCCUCUCACGACCCGUCCGCGACACCCACAAUUCCCCGCGCCACGACAAGAUGGAAGAGAGCGGCGGCGGCCGCAGAACAAUGUUUUGGCAAUAAAACGAGAGAAAAAAAAAAAAAACCCCGAAGCGGCGAACACGGGAGAGAAAACACGCAACCAUUUACACCAGCUGCGGUCAUGUGUGGGAUAUCCUCCUGCACUCCUUUGUAGAUAACUCACCCUCCUCCCCCCUGCAAGAAGCAAGACCACCACAAUGAGUAUUAUCCAAGACAAAAUGGGCAACGAGUUCCUGCGCAACGGUGGCAUGGACCCCAACUUUGCGCCUGGCAUGCUGAUGUUUAGCCACUUGCCGCCCGUCACCAGCUUCACUCGGCUCGCCUCCCAGUCAGUCAUGGGUGAGCUACCUCAGGAGAUGAUCCUGAAGAAGGAACGUGACUCGCCCCCAGAACAGCAAGCAUCUACCAACAACACUGGGGGCUUCCUUCAUGGCAUGGGCAUCAAGCAGGAGCGGCUGAGUGAAUUGGACUACCGCAUGCCCCUCUACGGUGGGGCAAGUGGGGGAGUAGGGGUGAACUGCGUGGGAGGGGGAGCGGGGAAGAGUGGCACUGACAUGCUGGAGAUUUCAUUCAGCAACCACCACCACAAUCAUCAGAACAUGCUCCUGCACGAUGUCAGCUUAAGCAACAUGCGGCCCCUUGGAGAACCGAUGUCUGGAAGACCAGGUAAAGAGCCGAAAGAGUCCUCAGGAAGAAGAGGUCGGAAGAGCAAUGGUGACGGCCAGGGGGGCAAAGCCCGACGAAAACGUGGCGAUGCAGCAAAGGCCAUGAUGUUGGAUGCAGACGGGGCAUGCUUGUCUCCCAACUCCAAACCACAUAUCUGCGAGCACUGCAGCGCUGCCUUCCGCAGCUCCUACCACUUGCGCAGACACGUGCUCAUCCACACAGGUGAGAGGCCUUUCCGGUGCAGUCAGUGCAACAUGAGCUUCAUACAGAAGUAUCUGCUGCAGAGGCACGAGAAGAUCCACAGCGGUGAGAAGCCGUUCAGCUGUGACCAGUGUAACAUGCGGUUCAUACAGAAGUACCACAUGGAGCGGCACAAGAGGACGCACAGCGGUGAGAAGCCAUAUCGAUGCGACACCUGUCAACAGUUUUUCUCAAGAACAGACCGGUUACUGAAGCACAAAAGGACAUGUGGAGAAGCCAUAAAGAAAGGCCUGGACCCCAGCAUGCUGCAGCUCAGCGAGGCGGAGCUAGGCCAGGGCAGCUACUCGCUCACUCAGGGAAACGCUACCACCUCGGGAAGAAAGCGUGUCAAGUCCAAAAAUGGUGAGGGCGGCGAGCGCAAGAGAAAAAAGAACGCCUCAGCAGCAACUACGUUGGCCCCCUCCUCCUCAGAAGAGGUUGCCCACAAUCUAGGCCUGCAGGACUUUAGCAUGGAGCACCCCUCAGGAGCUGGCCCAACUGUGCAGGGACGUACCCCUAAAUUGGUCUUCAAAAAGGCUGGUCGCAAGGGUCUGGACAAGAGCCUGCUAUCACUGGAAGACGUCAGUCAGUCCUCCACCUCCCUCCACGGGCAGAAGCUGAUAUCCCAGAAGCCUAGCUCUAUCGAUCAUGUGGGAGCUGCGGGCCUGGACAACAUUGGUUUGCUCCAGGGCCCCAAGCAGGGUCCUGCUACCAGCAGCAAUUAUGAUGAUGCAAUGCAGUUUUUGAAAAAGCGGCGCUACCUCCACGCAGCCAACAACGACUAUGGGGCAAGCUCGCUGCACAUGGCACCCCAUGGUAGUAGCGUUAUCCAGGGUUCCAUGGGGCCUGAGCCCACACUGGCCAUGCUGGACUCCUCACCUUUGGAGCUCAAGCAUGACAAGGCAGGUAUCCCAGAUGAGGUGCUUCAAAGCCUGUUGGACCAUUAUACCCACAAGCCAGAAGGUGCACACCACCACGAUGUGACUUUUGACCUGUCAGACCACCCACACCACGUGGACCUGCAGCCAGCUGCUCCUGUUACCCCAGACCUGGAGGAUGACUCGCCCAAUAGUGGUGAUAAGACGGUGGUGAUGAGUGAAUACUCCAAGUUCCUGUUGCAGGCCUUGGAACGCACCAGCCACAGUGGGCCCUUUGCCAGCCUAGGCCCCACUGGGCCCUUCCCACUGUUGUCCAGCAGUUCAAGCCCGACAGGGCCUCUCUUCUCUGAGAAGCAUGUCUACACCGCAUCACCGCUAGAGUGUGGCUACCCUCCUGCUGUAUCCUCCCCUCUCCCGAUUGCUGCCCCGUCAUCCACCUCCUCAACCUCCUCCUCUUCAAAGUCCCACUAUGGCAUGUUGGUGGGCUCUCCCUCUCAGCCUGGCUACCACCUCAGCCUGGAAUCCACCAGCCACCAGCAGCUCACUCCAUCACAGGAGCUGACCGAGCAGCUAGAGAAGCAACACUCCCCCGGUACCUUUAAUUUACCCCCCCAGGACCUGACAUCCUCGGGUGAGGGCCCCAAGGUGCAGCAGGCCAAGGCUGGCGGGGGCACUGCACCAACCAAUGGUUCUAGCUAUCCAGACUUAUCGCCCCUGGAUGCCCCCAAGGAGGCCACCUACCAGAUUGAGAACUUUGCCCAGGCCUUUGGCUCCCAGUUCAAGUCCGGACGCCGUACCCCUCUGAACUAUGGCAAUGAUCCUGGGGCGGAGGUCGACCACCGAAUACGGACUCCAGUGUCAGAAUUCUCAGGGUAUACCAGUUUGUUAGCUGACGUCAGUGAGCCAGUAAGUACAGGAUCAAAAACCCCGACAAGCCAAAGUUUCAGAUAAGGUUCAAACAAUGUGAACCCAGUUGGGGGCUGUCCUUUUACUGUGUGUGCUGUCCCUAAACCCAUCUUGGUUUUUUUUUUUUUCUUCUUGUAGCGAGGUUGAAUUUAAAAAUUAAAACACUGCCAUUAAAUAUUGACAUGAAAACUCUACCAGGGAUGGUCUUCCAAGGCCUCAAAUGCAAUUUUUUUUUAAUAUUCUUUUUUUUUUUAUUAUGUAUUUAGUCUCAACUAGAGUAGUGAGUAUGAUAUGAACAUAAGCCGUAGAUAUAAAUGUAAUUUAAACCAUUUAGAUAGUAGCUAUGGACUUACUUGUUUUACCUUUUUUUCUCUCGAACCUUUGUUCUACCAAUCACCAUACCAUUGUAAAGUAAUAUUGAAUUAUGUCGAUACGUUCAAUAAUAAUGUUUGUGGCAGGGAAAGGCCCAGAAUUCAAAUGGCAAAAAAAAAAAAAAGUAUAUAUUGUCUGUUACAAGAAACGUAUUUACUCAGGAAAUAGGCAAAAAUUGUGUAAUAAGAUUUUGUAUUAUAAGAUGCAAUUAGCACACUUUUUACAGGUGUACUUGGAGACUACAAAGCUUUCAUUUUUCUAACUCCUUGCAACAACAAAAAAAAAACAACAAAACAAAACAAACAAAAAAAAAAGAACGGUUACAUGUUCAUCUUGUUAGGUUUCUGCCGUGUUUAGGUUUCGUCAGGGUUGCGGUACUGUUGAGUCAAUGUGAAGACAUCCACUGACGUUUUAUAAAGGGCCACGUGUCUGUACACUAGCUAUUAUGGGUUGUUAUUAUUUUUUUUUACACAUUUUGUUUUAAGCACACGCCGCAUGCGCACAGUGCGUUCCUCUCCGAGCCGAAGGGGGCGUUGUGUGUGCGGCGUGCCGUCGGUCAGCACGCAGAAUCGAUCCCCUUGCGGCCGUGCCCGCCGGCGGCCCGUGCCAGGGCGGCGGCGUCGUCGGCGAAACGUUCGACCCCCAAACUCGUCUGUGGGCCCCGCUGUCCGUCCCGGCCCUGCGGUCCCGGGACGCGGCGGACGCCAGUCCUCUCCGUGACCUCUUCGUCAAGCUGUUGCCAACACGUCUUUGUUUUUUAUUUUGUUUUCCUGACGAUUUGUUUUUAACCGCUCCGCUCUCUCUGGCCCUUUUUCUGUUUUUUCCCCGAUCGACGGAAUCAAACAAGCACUUUUUUAAACGAACCAACAUUGGAAGAAAAAAAAAAAACAACAACAACAACUCGUUCAAAUUGCUUAUGUCGUUAUCAUGAUGCUGAUUAUUGUUCUUUUAA